Molecule: messenger RNA, 1593 nt
Organism: Hypoxylon fragiforme
Lineage: Eukaryota; Fungi; Ascomycota; Sordariomycetes; Xylariales; Hypoxylaceae
Product: oxidoreductase domain-containing protein
Exons: 4
Coding region: 305-1567 (420 amino acids)
Molecular function (GO): nucleotide binding
Source: RefSeq, a predicted model, not a curated record
CUGCUAUUGGACAGCAGUACAAAUAGAAGACGUAACUAAUGCAUAACGUUCCUUUUUUUCAGUCGGUACCAUGCAUUGGCUCGUUGGAACUGCUCAGUACCAGGCAAUACUACCGAUAUGACACGAUCGAUCCUUUGCGUUGUCUAGGUCUGGUCAGCAAUUAGUCUCGGGCGGAUGAUACUUGAUUUCGGAAUCGGGAUGCGACACCUCACCGAACUUCGAUCAUCAUCAAUCUUUUACAUCAACCAGAGCGCUUUAUUCCCAGUUCAAGGAUUUGACGUUUAGUUCGAUAUCAACAUUUACAAUGGCAACUUUUGACGCUCUCGAGGUUCAAGAUCCGCGAAUUAACAGUCCGCCCGAGGUGCCUAAGUUAGCAACAGCUCUUCGUUUUGGAAUUCUUGGUGCUGCAAAGAUUGCGCCGAAUGCUUUGAUCAACCCGUCAGCAGAUCAUCCAGACAUAGUGAUUCAGACUGUGGCCACACGGAACGUUGAGGCUGGUAAAGCUUAUGCGCAAAAGUACAAGAUACCGGAAGUGGUCGGAUCCUACCAAGACCUACUGGAUAACCCAAAAAUCGACUGCGUGUAUAUUCCCUUACCUAAUGGACUUCACUUCGAGUGGGCUCUACGCGCUCUCAAAGCUGGCAAGCAUGUACUUCUAGAGAAGCCGACAACGAACAAUGCCACCGAAGCCGAGGCGCUCUUUAACAAUCCGGUUCUCGCCGGUCCCACAGCGCCGGUUCUUCUCGAAGCAUCUCAUCCGUAUUUUCAUCCGGCCUGGAUCAAAUUCAUGUCGUACAUCAAACCGAGUGAGGUUGCUAGUGCCAAGUCACAGCUAUAUCUUCCCUCAUGGGUUACAAUUGCCAAAGACGAUAUCCGCUUCCGAUACGAGCUUGGCGGCGGCGCGUUAUUAGAUCUUGGCGCAUACACCGCGAGUGCCCUUGUGCAUAUCUUUGGUGGCUUACCGGAGAAGUGUGAGGAGUGUACUCCGGUGCUCUCGGAUGUUGACUCGCGAUGCGACCGUGGGUAUAAGGCGCGCUAUCGAUUUCCGGGCGGCAGCCUUGGCGAGAUGGAGGGGGAUCUCAAGCCUGAAGGAGAGGAUCAGAAUAAAGCAGUCGAGAUUGAUGUGGUGCUCAAGCCAGCCGUAGUAUCGGGCGCAGAGGCCAACAUUGAGGUGGCCGAAGGUCAAGAAGUCGUGCGCACGCGGAAGCUGAAGUUACACAACUUUGUUCUGCCCGUAAUUCAUCACACCAUCCAUAUCGACGAUGAGUUCACGCUACGGAAGAUUGGUGACUCGGCCGGACAUAUUAAAAAGUGGACGAAGAGCGAGCAAGUGCAUGCUUUUACAUUCCAGGAGAUUGGCGUCGAUCAGCCCGGUGAGGUAUACUGGGCUACUUAUCGACACCAACUAGAACAGUUCGUCAACAAGGUUCGCGGGCGAGAGGUGAAGCAAUGGGUGAGCGGCGAGGAAUCGAUCAAUUGUAUGAAGAUGAUUGACAUGGCAUACACGGCUGCAAAGCUACCUCUGAGGCCUACAAGCGAGUAUUUGUCGGUGAAAGAUGGCGCGUAGAUGUAGAAGCUAGAUUUAGAAAAUUA